Molecule: messenger RNA, 1718 nt
Organism: Ornithodoros turicata
Lineage: Eukaryota; Metazoa; Arthropoda; Arachnida; Ixodida; Argasidae
Exons: 8
Coding region: 10-1284 (424 amino acids)
Biological process (GO): cell-matrix adhesion
Cellular component (GO): basement membrane
Source: RefSeq, a predicted model, not a curated record
UUUGUAGUGAUGAUUGCUCUCCGCGUGUAUCCGUGUGUUGUAUUGAUCCAUUUCUUUACCUUAGCUGUGCUACAGGGACAGGACACAGGCGUAACUGAAAUCGUAGAUGUGUUGUUUACGAAGAAACUAUGCAAUAGGAUUAAGUGUUUGCCCGUCCAGAAAUGCACCGAAGGAUUCUUGGACGACAGUGGAUGUUGUCCCGUGUGUCGUGGAGUGGCUAAGGACGGUGAACCAUGCUGGAAUGUGCCUGUUCUUUUCGACGGGUCCCCCUCAUCUCGUUGUGCAGUAGGCCUUGUCUGUAAGGGUGGCGUCUGUGUUGAGAGUUACCAUGAAGGUCACAGUUUUGACAUGUGUGAAGCAAAACGGCGACGCCGUCUGCUGUUGCAAACAGAAGGUUUGAUCUCACAGGAGGCGUGGAUACCGGAGUGCGAUCCUCUAGGAAAUUACAUCGCCAAACAGUGCAAGCGACACAAAUGCGUCUGCGUGGACGAUGCGGGACGCACAAUUUUCGGACAAGCACCGUUGGAAAUGGCUGAGAACAUGACGUGCGCAUGCGCUCGGAAGAUGGCGUCGAUUAUGGGAUCAAACUUGUCUACCUGGAUGGUGGAGCCUCAGAUUCAUUGCGACACCCAAGGGAAUUUCAAAGAACUUCAGUGUCAGGGCGUCCUGUGCUACUGCGCUGAUCCCAAGACAGGAGAACCACAGGGAAUGGUUGUCUCCAUCAAGCAACUUAACCUCCUUCCCUGCUAUGAUGCCAAAAAGGGCGACUACUUGAGCGCAUGUGAAAAGGAGACGGUGCGCAUCCGACGUCUAAUUCACGAUUUUGGAAGGAAGGGCCAAACUCUGGUUGGAAUAGAGAGCCCUGCUUGCGACAUCGACGGAAGCUUCGCCAGUGUGCAGUGCAGUCAUCCAGAUAAGUGUGUCUGCAGUAGCAGAGAAGGUUCGUCGUUGAAGAGUUAUGCCCAUGCCUUCAAGGAAAGAGCGACAAGGGGCGAGAUGGACUGCAACUGUGCUCUCGACGAGUACGACAUUGAACGGCAAUUGGUUCAAUUGCCUCACUGGAGUUGUGACCAGUACGGCAACUACGACAGAGUACAGUGCGUUCUGGAUCGCUGUUACUGCAUCGAGAGUGACGGGUCCAUCUUGCAGUCCUUUCCGUAUGAGAAGGACCUCGGUGCUGGUCAGCAGGAACGGGACAAACUACAGCAACGUUGCGCUGCUACAGAUGUCAGCCUCUAUUGUUCCGUCGAAAGAUUUGCUCAUGACACAAUCUGUACUACGUAACACAUAAACGCUUGCCUGAAAGGGAACCUCAUUAAAUCCGAAUGAAAAACAGGAAACAAUAGACAAUUUCCUGUUGUGCGACGUAUAAUUUGCCGACGGUUGACUGUUUCUUGACGUUUCACAUAUGUGCAGGCUCGAGCAGGUGAGGUCACGGCGUAGGUCCUGGACCACAGUCUAGAAACUUUAAAACGAGAUCAGGUUUAUGCGUAGUUAGUGUUCUGUCUUGCGUUCUAUGGUGUUUUAUGCAUUGAGAUUUUUUGUGACGGCGGUCACACCUCACGGAGUCAUUUAGCGCUUGUACGCAGCGCACACCUUGUUUGUCUGGUAGUAUUUGUACUGCAGUUUCAAUAACAUAUUUUCACCUGACCUCCGCAUAUAUGAAUGGUAUAUGAAUGUUGAAAUACAUGUACACACAUGUACGUGCCCAAAAUCAG